Myotis brandtii (Brandt's bat) is the source of this 2186-nucleotide messenger RNA. Its product is annotated as LON peptidase N-terminal domain and RING finger protein 3. The transcript is spliced from 11 exons. The record is from RefSeq and is a predicted model, not a curated record. The coding region runs from base 107 to 1615 and encodes 502 amino acids. NCBI's taxonomy places the organism in Eukaryota, Metazoa, Chordata, Mammalia, Chiroptera, Vespertilionidae.
ACCAAAUGACCAUUUACUUUAUAGCAACCGGUCACAAAUUCAUUUCACCUUGGAGUCGCAUGAGGAUGCACUGCAUGAUGCAGAAAUAGCAUGUAAGCUCCGCCCAAUGGGCUUUAAGGCACACUUCAGAAAGGCGCAAGCCUUGGCCACCCUAGGCAAGGUGGAGGAAGCACUAAGAGAGUUUCUAUACUGCGUUUCACUGGAUGGAAAGAGCAGGAGAGCAAGAUCUGAAGCCCAAAGGCUUCUCCUUAGUUUCUUUUCACCAUCAGUCCCGGGGCAGUCUCAGGAACAUUCUCCCGAUAUCCUGAAGCUGCUGGCACCUCAGCUUAGAUUAAAGGAACAAGUAGAGUCAUUGGCUACUGAAGGCGACAGCCAUAAUCUACCAAAGUUGUCACAGGAAAACGAGGAACUCCCCCAUUGUUCUAGACAGGAGGAAGGAGCAGCCAGUGGGGACUGCAACAUCCAGAUGAAUCCUGCGGAAGUAAAGGGGCAUGGGCAGCAAGACACCAUGAAAGACCAGGAAGAAGAGGAGGAGAAGGAUUACCCUGCCUCUUCAGAAGCUGCCUCCAGCCAGACUGGCAAAAGCCAGGAAAAGAAAAGGAAACAUUUUCAAGUUGAAUCCAAAGACCCAGACGUUCCUACUAAAGUCUGUAAGCCAGAAUCUCCUGCUGAUUUGGGGGACUUGCCUGCUGUCAGUAUUCCACUCCCAUCUUUUGACGCAACCGACCUUGAAUGUGCCCUAUGUAUGAGAUUAUUCUAUGAGCCAGUCACAACACCGUGUGGACACACAUUUUGUUUGAAAUGUCUUGAGAGAUGCCUAGACCACAAUGCGAAAUGUCCACUGUGCAAAGAUGGUCUUUCACAGUGCUUGGCAUCAAGAAAGUACAGCAAAAAUGUUAUAAUGGAAGAGCUAAUAGCCAAAUUCCUUCCAGAAGAACUCAGUGAACGAAAGAGGCUUUAUGAAGAAGAAAUGGAAGAACUUUCUAACUUAAAUAAGAAUGUGCCUAUUUUCGUGUGUACUAUGGCCUAUCCCACCGUUCCUUGUCCCCUACAUAUAUUUGAGCCUUGCUACCGUCUGAUGAUUCGUAGAUGCAUUGAGACAGGCACAAGACAGUUCGGCAUGUGCCUUGGAGAUCCCGUCAAGGGGUUUGCAGAAUACGGCUGCAUUCUAGAGAUCAGAAAUGUUCAGUUCUUUGCCGAUGGCCGCUCAGUGAUUGACAGCGUAGGCAAGAGGCGCUUCAGGGUCCUUCGUCAGGGCCAGCGGGAUGGCUACAACACAGCCGAUAUUGAAUACAUUGAAGACCAAAAGGUUCUAGGAGAGGAUUGUGCUGAACUCAUGGGAUUACAUAACUGUGUCUAUGAACAAGCAUCAUCAUGGUUUCAUUCGCUCAAAAAUUCUCUUAGGAAUCGGAUAAUCAAUCACUUUGGUCCAAUGCCAGACAAAGAUGCGGAUCCUCAGAUUAAUCCAAAUGGUCCAGCCUGGUGCUGGUGGAUAUUGGCAGUUCUGCCGCUCGAAAGCCGUGCUCAGCUUCCGUUCCUAGCAAUGAGGUCCUUGAAGGAUAGACUGAAUGGUAUUCGGCGCAUUCUCGCCUUUAUAGCACGAAACCAAAACUAGUGAGAGUGAAAUGAUGAAAAGGAAAUUUCACCCUCUCUACUGCCUAGGGGAGUCAUCUUGUAAAUAUAUCAAAUUGCAAUAACAUCUUAACUGAAGGAAGUAUCAAAUAGAGGCACUACCUUGCUGUUGAUUAUAGAGAGAAAUUCAGUUGAAAGACCAAAGAAUGUGACCUGUUAGAAACUUCCUGUGUUGAGAUACUACUUGACAUGCUGCACAACUAUAGCCACAGCAGAGGUGUUCAAGAGCCCAGAAAAAAAUUGCUUUUGACAUAAAAUUUUCUGAAAGUUUAAAGUGGUUUUGCUUUAAUUCUCUUUCUUUCAUCAGUGAAUGACUGUGUGAUUGAAAUGUGAAGCAAAGAUAGUAAUAAUCUUGCUGCAUUAUUUCACUGACUUGAGGUCCUAUUCCAAAUAGUUCAGGUUUUAUAAAGCAUUGUAUAAAAUAAUAUUUAUACUCCUUUCUGUUUUAAUAAUUUAUUUUUUGCACUACUGUAUCCUUUUUUUCUACAUGUAUGUUUGUAACUAUUUAAGUGUGCAUUACUGAAUUCACUUGCUUUAUUUAUUGAUGUAGUUAA